AUGAAUUACUCUCCCGAUAACAGCAGCAAUAGCAGUAGCAGUAUUUAUCAUUCGUUUGUGGUAGAUUUUCAAAUUGCAAAAGUGAAGUCUUUCGCACAAAGAGAGUUAAAUGACAUGGUUAGGGGCCUAGCUUUGUCCAAAGAGGCAGCUGAGAUUUUGGACCCCCGUCUCAGUGACCACCGUGUUCUUGACUGCGAAGCUAAGCUAACAUUUUACCGUAUCAGAAAAGAACUUCUUUAUGGGUUAUUUAAUACCGACAAAAAAUUUAUUGCUGAUAAUUUUUCCUUUUGUCAAAAAUCUGUUUCUGGUAAUAUAUUUCCUUCAAAAUUAUCUAUCUAUCUAUCUAUCUAUCUAUCUAUCUAUCUAUCUAUCUAUCUAUCUAUCUAUGUAUUGGUUUGGGGUUAUUUAAUACCGACAAAAAAAUUUAUUGCUGAUAAUUUUUCCUUUUGUCAAAAAUCUGUUUCUGGUAAUAUAUUUCCUUCAAAAUUAUCUAUCUAUCUAUCUAUCUAUCUAUCUAUCUAUCUAUCUAUCUCAAUAAGCAAAGCGCAUCAGGCGUCGCGUUGGGUCGCUACUUACGGCCCAAUAUCUCGCUACUUGUGUCUGAAAAAGCCAUUAACUCAUUUAAUACAGAAACCAGUUUCAGACGUGACAUUUGAUCACUCAGAGGCUAUCAUAGUAAACGAAGUGUUUUCUUUUUUUUUCUGA
This is a messenger RNA of Acanthosepion pharaonis, 705 nucleotides long. Lineage: Eukaryota; Metazoa; Mollusca; Cephalopoda; Sepiida; Sepiidae. The record is from the annotation of a GenBank genome assembly.